GCUAGAUCGCUCGCAACGAGUUUUCAGAACAUCUUCGUUCAGAAAUGUUUGAAAUUAUGUUGCUUAACUUACUAAUUGUUUUGACAAGCAGUGGCAGUUUGAUUGCACAAUACCUUAAUAUCUACACUGUACCGGUUUCGGAAUCGAGUGCUGGAGAUAAAUCACUGCAAUGUGUUCGUAAUUUAGUCAGAGAACAAACUGAAAGCGCAAAGAUAUCAACUACCGGGGAAUGCAUCCCAUUGUCAAGAAGUUGGCUUGAGACGAGAAGCUUUGACCCCGACUUUACAUAUGUAACAGGAAAAAUUAAAGAUCUACAGUUUCAGCCUCCGAUGCUGGUAAAUACAAGUUCAUAUAAGUCUGAACUUCCUGGGCUGUUGGGUGUUGGUGGCUCAGUAGACGUAUCGUUUUUAUUUCCUACUACAGAUAUUAAGAUAUAUGUGCUUCUUUCAAUGGAUGGUGGUAAUGUUGCCCUUAAAGUUAUGAUAGAUAUUAGUAUCCAGGAAUUGAAAACUUGACCAUAAGAUUGAUGGCGUCUGGCAGAAGGACUUUGUUAGAGCUAAUAUUGUGC
Molecule: messenger RNA, 568 nt
Organism: Ruditapes philippinarum (Manila clam)
Lineage: Eukaryota; Metazoa; Mollusca; Bivalvia; Venerida; Veneridae
Exons: 3
Coding region: 45-515 (156 amino acids)
Source: RefSeq, a predicted model, not a curated record